UCCCUCCAAUUUAGCAUUUAUAGGCAGCAUAUGAACAAUCAGUAGAUGGUUUAUAACACAGUAUAAUUCAGUUGUAAACAGAGUUAAGGGGAUUUUAAAGUGAUUAUUAAUGUAAUUGCCAACAGCUAUACCUCACCAUAUAAAGCAUCCAUAACUGGCGUGUAAACAGAUAAUGAAUGCUUGACAACAUAACAGUUGUAACCAUAUGUAACAACAUGUCUCCGUGAGUUUUGACACAUUUAUUAACAGUUUUUGAAAACACAUGUGUAUUAACAGUUGGCUUAUGCCAAAUGCUUAAUAACAGGCUGUAAGGAUUUGUAAGGAAGUGUGUAAUAAUUAUGUAACUUUACCGCUACCUUAUGGUGUUAUUCCCUAACUGUUUAUACACAGGUUAUGAAUGCUUCAUAGGAGAAACACUAAACAUUUGUUUAAACUAAACUUAAAAUGUAAUAUUUUUAAGGACAAAAUUGAAUAAAGUUAGUAUUAGAUAGUAUUCUACACCACAAUUGCAGUCUAAAGGAGGCUUUGAAACAGCAUUUACACUAAAAUGUAAGAACUUCAUUCAUGUAAAAUGUAUUUAAAACAUAAUUUGACAAUUAAAUCAAUAAAUAAUGUGAAAUUUUGUGAUUUAUUUUUAAUUCUAAGAAAUUCAAAUUCUCAUUUGUUGCCUUCUCUAAAAUGUCUUAGGUGUGUUGAGUUGCACUGAGGUAGAAUUUGUUCUCAUGACCUCAGUAUUUCUAAAAUCAUGGCUACCUGCCAUCAGGUUCUUAAACCUAAAGUGUUUAACGGUCCGACUGUAUUACUAUUGUCAAGAAUUUAACUCCCAAGAUUAAUUUACGUACUGUCCACAUACUGAGCAGAAUGUGAGAUAACUGUAAAUGUUUUACACACAAAUGUUUUUAUAGACAUUUUACACAUGUAGUGUCGGUUUCACUGUCACAUCUUGUGGUUCCAGUGGUGGACUGGAUUUCGGUCAUGGAGUCAAAUGCUAAAAACCUUGUUUGCUCAGGAUCUUUUCUGAGAACAUACGUCUUUGAAACCUGACAAUCUGCCUUGGCUUUGCUGCGAUGAAAGACCAUACAACAUGACAAAGUUUAGAUUUCUAUGGUCUUUUACAUCUUGUGAAUCAGAUGUAGAAGACAAUGUGGAAUACAUUUAAUGCUUUUUUAAUCUACUUCAGAGAAAAUCUGGAUCAUUUACAGCUCAGAAGAAUCUUCUAGAGCUUAAGUGUCUCCCAGAAAAGUGGAUCGCUUAAAAUGCUUGAAAAACAGCUUCUCAAAUACAAAGUAUCAACUGAGCUUCUUCCACACAGGAACAAAUACAACUACACCUGCAUCUGGAUCUCACCAGAAUCACACAUUCACCUGCAGGUAUGGGUCUUAUUUUUUAAGUUUUAUGUACAUAUCAGGUGAGAUUUGUUCCCACAACAUACACAUCAAUAAGCAGAAGCAGCACUAAAAGAGAGGUUAAGUAUGUUUUUCUUCAAUUUAAAAGCUGAAAUAGGUUAAAUUGACCUGCAACAUAAUAGGAGGGCUCAUUUUUACCCUCUUUAGCCAAUUUGCUUUCACAAGAUAUUUAUGUCAGAGCAGUAAACUAGCUGUUACAGUAUUUCUGUUCCAUAAAUUCUACAUUACAGUGGACUUUCUGUCAUCCAGUAUAGGCAAUGCACUUAAACAUUUUGUCCUUAAUUACAUCCAAUUAUCACUGCUAUAUGGAAUGAUUCAUCUCUGUUUGAGGUUUAUUAGUCCCACACAGCGGUGUGAAAAGCAGAGCCCGGGCUGCACUGUUUCUUGCUUUGCCCUCUGCAUGAGUAAGACUACACGCUAGGUUAAGCACUAAAUUGGGUAACUGUCCAGUGACAGCAGAUAAACACCUGCUUGUUCAGAUCAUCCUGAGCCUGAUCCUGAGUCGACAGGAACUUGUUUUAAUACAGCAAACAUUUGGACCAGUAAUCGAUCCAAGACGGGGGAUUUGGACUUAAAAUGUCAGCCCUGAAAGACAAAAGCAAAGAAUAUCUGACUGUGAAGGAUCUGCAGAAGGUUUUGGACUCAUGCAAACUACAUCUCAAUGAAAUUGAUGAGGUCUGGCCAAAAAUAUACAUAGGGAAUGUGGCAGUAGCCCAAAACAAGGCUGCCUUGAUGAAAUUAGGUAUUACUCAUGUAUUAAACGCUGCACACUCCAAGCGAGGCAGCAUAGGGAACCAAAGCUUUUAUGGCAACGGCUUUGUGUAUUGUGGCAUUCCAGCAGAUGACUCGACACACUUUGAUCUGGAUGUUUACUUCCAGUCUGCAGCUGAUUUCAUCCAUAAAGCUCUGAAGUCACCUGAUGGGAAAGUUCUGGUGCACUGCAUCAUGGGAAUGAGUCGGUCAUCGACCUUGGUGUUAGCGUACCUCAUGAUCUACCGCCACCUCCCGCUUAAACAGGCUUUGCAGAAAUUAAUCCAGAAGAGAGCCAUCUACCCCAACAAUAAUUUCCUGGCGUUGCUGUUGGAUUUGGAUCUUCAGCUGACAAGAAAAAAGAAAACAUGUCAGAUCCUGUAAUCAAGAGAAGUUUACACUUUUUAGCCACACAGCAGUGUGGUUGCUAGCGAUGGUGAUGCUGGUCUGUCUGUUGGUCCAACAGUACGGACUGAGAUAUUUCUACCCCUAAUGGGUUGUCAUGAAAUUUGGUUCAACUAAUGAAUGAAUUUCUGUCAGGCUAUACUUUAAGAUUAACACUAAUAUAUUAUGUUAGCAUCUCAAUUAAACGCUAAGAAAAAAAAGAAAAAGAAUGGGAAAGCCGCACACAACUCCACUGCAUUUAUUUAUUAACAUGCUCACAUUCUCAACAGUACAUGCCAAACAUUAGCAAAUUGCUAAUGUUAGCAUGCUGACAUGGUAUUGUAAAUGUUAGAUGCUAACAUCCAGUAGGCUAGUUGUUAACAUGCAUGGAAAGUAGAGUUGAGGCUGACAAAGUACAAGUCAAACUGAAAGAAAGUUGCACCAAAUCUUACAACGUAGAGCAGCUGAGCCUGACAAGCUGAGUCUGAGAUGUGGGAGUAACAACAUGGCCUUUCCUCUGGUGCCACCCUCAGGCCAAGCUUUACAUUUUUUGCCUCAGGAUCUAACAAUGAAUUGCAUUGCUGCCACGGCUAUAUACUGUAUUUUCUUGUUUGUUUGUUUUUUAUGUUUUUGUGUUAAAAACAAAAACUUUAUUACUUUAUUACUUUAUUAACAAAAAGACAGUUUGGUUGCAGAACAAAUUCUAACUUAAUGUAACGUGAAGUGAAACCAGAGACAAGAUGAAUGAAGGCUAAUGAUAAGGAGAUUUUCUGACUAUUUAUGUCUUUGAGUUAUGUCUCUACCUCUCAUUCUUGUAAGAUGUUUUUUCUUCAUCACCUCACUUUCUAUUUCAGCAGAAUGGACCAAAUGUCUUAUGGAAAAUGUUUUACAAAGCAUCAUUUUUUUGUAAACUCUGUGGAAGGUACUGAUGACAAGUCAACAUUCAAACUCAAAAUGGGAAUCAAUCUACAGCAUCUGUCUCUUUAACGAGACCAACUCAGCAGUGUUCACAGCAUGAAAUUCCUUUGGUGUAUUCAUCAAGCUAUUGGAGCUGAUCACCACUGCACAUCACAACAACAUUAGGAAUUUCAGACACAUACAUAUAGUAUUGUAGUAUAUAUAGUAGAGUUUGACAGCAAUGAGUCCUGAUGUUAUAAAUCAUUACCUCUUAGCCUCACAUACACACACAUGCAUGCACAUAAACACACGUUGAUAUCUUCAUCGGUAUCAACAUUAAAAUUAUUAUGAUAGAGAAACUGCAGUAUGUGAAAAACUACACUGAAUUAUAUGGCAUUGAUUUGUAUUGCUGGAGUCAGAAGUUCAGUUUCAAUGUAAGGGUUUCAUCUAUGGAUAUUUUAUUUGGGUACAAGAAAAAUGACACAAUACAUUUGGAAGUUUUUCAAAGAAUGAACUUUACAUGAUAAAAAGAAAUGUUUGCAUUGUUUGUACAUAUGUUCAUCUUUCUACACUUGUGUAAUUUUUUUUGACAUAUUAUUUUUAUGCUUAGCCAAGACUGUCCAUACUGCAGUUUUAAGUUGCCUGUUUUUUUCUGAUGGUGUGUUGAAAUCUAGUAAGAUAAACCUUAUAUAAGUUUUUGUGCUUUCAUUCACUAAAUUAUCCACAUAUAAAAUAAAAGAGCUCAGAAACUCCUGACUUUACAAAAUGUCCAGGUGUUGGUUUAAACAUAUUUCUCUGUAGAGAAGAAUCUCAGACACAAGACUGUGUCAGAUUUAAGCUCAAGUACAGCAGCACUGAUCUAAUUCUCUUGCUAUUGAAAAAGCCGUGUCCUAUCCUCUCUCCUGUGCUGGUAGCUCGGAUAACCUUUAAGGAAUGCAGAAGAUGAUGCCAGAAUUAUUUUGGGCUGAGAUUCAGAUGUUAAAAUAGCAAAAAAGGUUGCAGGGUAGAUUACCAAGGAGAACACAGACAGUUGUGCUGUCGACCUACAUGUAGCUGUUGUACAGAGAGUCCUUGAAAAGCAACAUUUCCAGCCAAGGCAAGUGUCUACUAACAAUGUGUUCUCACGAAUUUGUUGCAGAUAGAAGUACAUGUUGGAAAAUAUUUAUUAGUAUGCGCAGUGCAAACUAAUACAACUACAGAGUAUGGAUUUAUUGUACUGUAUACCUUUGUUUGCAAGGUCAACAUGUUUAUAAAGCACUUUAAUAAAUGAGUAUGUACUGUGA
Molecule: messenger RNA, 4720 nt
Organism: Siniperca chuatsi (mandarin fish)
Lineage: Eukaryota; Metazoa; Chordata; Actinopteri; Centrarchiformes; Sinipercidae
Product: dual specificity protein phosphatase 13-like
Exons: 3
Coding region: 1983-2540 (185 amino acids)
Biological process (GO): protein dephosphorylation; negative regulation of MAPK cascade
Cellular component (GO): cytoplasm
Molecular function (GO): protein tyrosine/serine/threonine phosphatase activity; MAP kinase phosphatase activity
Source: RefSeq, a predicted model, not a curated record